This is a messenger RNA of Ixodes scapularis (black-legged tick), 889 nucleotides long. RefSeq lists its product as uncharacterized. Bases 1 to 723 code for a protein of 240 amino acids. The transcript has 6 exons. Lineage: Eukaryota; Metazoa; Arthropoda; Arachnida; Ixodida; Ixodidae. The record is from RefSeq and is a predicted model, not a curated record.
AUGAAAAAUAUAUUACCGGUGUUCUGCUGUACUCUGACCUAUAGACAGUCGCAAGCAGGGCAACUGGCCACCACCAUUUUUUUGGUUGUGCCAGCAAGCACAUGCAAUUGCAAACCUGCCAAAGCCACUUUCAUGUGCAUGCUGCUCAUGCUGGUGCCAUCUGCACGUGCAUGGGGCACCGCAGCUUGGAACAACCCAGAACAACUAGGGACAGAGUUUUCAUUUCAGAAUGGCCUCAUGCCUUCCCAAGGAUUGGCCCGCCCACUUCAUGAUCCGGCCCAACUCAUAGACAUGAUGAGGGUGCAGCAGGAGAUGUUGAGGGUGCCGCAGGAGAUGUUGAGGUCUGUACAGGAGAUGUUGACAUCCCAGGAAAAGAGCCAUGUUGCUUUCCGGGAUUGCGUCUUGCACAAUCAAGCGGACCUGCUGGCGCAGGUGAACAGUUUAAGGCAACAGCUGGGCAACAAGAGCCUCGUGAAAGUGGUUUAUUUGCCCGACGACUGCCCUUCCCUGCCCGUCAACAGCCUGGAUGACCUGAGGGCCUUGAACGUGUACCUUGAAGCAAGAGACAAGCUUCAGCACAUGGUGGAUUACUACAGCCAGAAGGGAGGCACCGACAAAAAUGCCGACACGCGGGCCUUGCUGACCUGCCUUGUCCACAACGAUGUGGCUGCACGUUGCAGUUGGAAAGGGUCAAAAGGGCGCAAGGAGCCUUUGAUGAACUGAAAAAUAUAAUGACCCUGUUGCUCGGCAAACUAUGCAGACUUAACCGAGGCGACAAUUCAAGACGUGACGAAGAGGUGGCUCUGGUCGUUUGUCGACCGGGAUGGUGGGCGGAGCAAGAGGCGCCAUGUGGAAAGUGAAAAUGUUCAAUAAACAUCGUACCAGAAAA